Molecule: messenger RNA, 1239 nt
Organism: Magnolia sinica
Lineage: Eukaryota; Viridiplantae; Streptophyta; Magnoliopsida; Magnoliales; Magnoliaceae
Product: alpha-galactosidase 1-like
Exons: 15
Coding region: 1-1239 (412 amino acids)
Biological process (GO): carbohydrate metabolic process
Molecular function (GO): hydrolase activity, hydrolyzing O-glycosyl compounds
Source: RefSeq, a predicted model, not a curated record
AUGGAGAGAUAUUCAGCAUCUCAUAAUCAUAGAGUUCUGCUCCUCUAUCAUAUCUUCAUUUUGGUAUUGUUCUCAAUCUCCGUGUCAGCAUCGAGGCUUCUCUUUCAGUCGGACAUUGACCAAGUUUACAGACGAAAUCUACUCGCCAAUGGCCUCGGCUCCACUCCUCCCAUGGGGUGGAACAGUUGGAAUCAUUUCCGGUGCAAGAUUGAUGAGAAAACAAUCAAAGAAACUGCUGAUGCAUUGGUGUCCACUGGCCUUGCAAAGCUUGGAUAUCACUAUGUUAAUAUAGAUGAUUGCUGGGCCGAAUCAAAUCGCGACUUGAAGGGAAAUUUAGUCUCCAAACAGUCGACAUUUCCAUCUGGGAUUAAAGCUCUUGCAGAUUAUGUACAUGGCAAAGGGCUUAAGCUAGGAAUCUACUCGGAUGCUGGGUAUUCCACAUGCAGUGGGACAAUGCCAGGAUCCCUUGGCCAUGAAGAGCAAGAUGCUCAGACCUUUGCUUCAUGGGGAAUAGAUUAUUUGAAGUAUGAUAACUGUUUCAACGACGGUUCUAGGCCAACAGUACGAUAUCCAGUAAUGACUCGAGCUCUGAUGAAGGCAGGCCGUCCAAUCUUUUUCUCUAUGUGCGAAUGGGGGGACUUGCACCCAGCUCUGUGGGGAGCUAAAGUUGGAAACAGUUGGAGAACUACUAAUGAUAUAUCUGAUAACUGGGAAAGCAUGGUCACUAUUGCUGACAUGAAUGAAGUAUAUGCAAGGUUCGCACGGCCCGGCGGUUGGAACGAUCCAGACAUGCUUGAAGUGGGAAACGGUGGGAUGACAAAAGACGAAUAUAUAGUUCACUUCAGCUUAUGGGCCAUUUCCAAGGCUCCCCUUCUCUUAGGAUGUGAUGUACGUAAUAUGACUCAGGACACCAUGGAGAUUAUUAGCAACGAAGAGGUCAUUGCUGUCAACCAAGAUCCUCUUGGUGUUCAAGCAAAGAAGACUAGGAUGGAAGGAGAUGUUGAGAUUUGGGCGGGCCCACUCACAGGCAAUCGGACGGUUGUCCUCUUAGUGAAUCGGAGUUUUCAUGUGGGACGUAUUACAGCUUAUUGGGAUGACAUAGGUCUCCCUCCGAAUACAGUGGUCCAAGCAAGGGAUCUUUGGCAGCAUGCGACAUUGACGCAGACGUUCAAAAAUGCAUGGACGGAUACGAUGGUGCCUCAUUCAUGCAAGAUGUACGUGUUGACGCCUAUUUCCUAA